This is a messenger RNA of Cynara cardunculus var. scolymus (artichoke), 1554 nucleotides long. RefSeq lists its product as uncharacterized. The record is from RefSeq and is a predicted model, not a curated record. NCBI's taxonomy places the organism in Eukaryota, Viridiplantae, Streptophyta, Magnoliopsida, Asterales, Asteraceae. Gene Ontology annotation, molecular function: kinase activity; ATP binding. Bases 1 to 1554 code for a protein of 517 amino acids. The transcript has 9 exons.
AUGCCGGAAGCUGGCAUAUCUGAUGUCGUUGCCGGUGAUAAACCGACGUAUACACACAUCAUUGUAGCAUCUUCCAUCGGUUUAACCAUUGCUGCAGCCAUGCAUUUUGGCUCCAGAAGGAGACGAUAUCAAAUCAUCCCACGGAUUCGCCUUUCAGACACUGGCCAACCAAUACAGCUCGAGAUAUUCCCUCACUAUGUCGCUAGACAAAUGGGAUUCAAUGAACGGAAAGAGUGCCCGCACCUGUUCAAAUUAGCGGAUGAAUAUAUCAGGAAAGCCGAAGGAUGUGAGGAAGAGAUGUAUUUGUUCUUCGCGAAAGAGCCAGAUGCAGAUUCAUUGUUCAUAAAGCUCGUGGAGGAGUUCGAGAGAUGCAUUCUCAGUUAUUUCGCAUUUCAUUGGAGCAAUGCUCAUUUCAUGAUGAGUCAGGUAUUGGCUGGUUCUGAUACUCAAGAGCCAAGAAGGAAGUUCAAGGACAUAGUCAUGCAAGCCACCAGAGAACAGAGAUUUGAGAGGGUGACGAAGAACCUGAAAGUGGCGAGAGUGUUCAACACUCUGGUGGAGGAAAUGAAAGCGAUAGGCCUUGUAUCUGCGGAUGAUUCAGAGUGUACGCAUGUUAUGGUUCCGGUCGCCCACAAAGAUCGAAGCCCGGUCCUCCUCUUUAUGGGUGGUGGCAUGGGAGCUGGAAAAAGCACAGUUCUUAAAGACAUUCUUAAAGAACCAUUUUGGGCAGGAGCAUCAGCAAAUGCAGUUGUAAUUGAGGCAGAUGCCUUCAAAGAGACUGACGUCAUUUACAGAGCCCUGAGUUCCAGAGGCCAUCAUGACAUGCUUCAAACAGCUGAACUGGUCCAUCAAUCGUCCACGGAUGCAGCAUCAUCCCUCCUUGUAACAGCACUAAAUGAAGGGAGAGAUGUGAUUAUGGAUGGAACACUCUCUUGGGUUCCCUUUGUUGUGCAGACAAUAACUAUGGCAAGAAAUGUUCAUCGCAAACGCUAUCGAAUGGGAGCUGGAUACAAAGUAAAUAAUGACGGAAGUGUUACAGAAAACUACUGGGAACAGCUUGAAGAAGAAAGUGAACCUUUAGACGGUAAUGAGAGGAGACGACCAUACAGGAUAGAAUUAGUCGGGGUUGUUUGCGAUGCUUAUUUAGCUGUCAUAAGAGGCAUAAGGAGAGCAAUCAUGUGUAGAAGGGCUGUGAGGGUCAGGUCACAGUUAACAUCACACAAGAGGUUUGCCAAUGCCUUUGUGACAUAUUGCCAACUAGUAGAUAAUGCCAGGCUAUAUCUAACCAAUGAUCUGGAAGGACCACCAAAGUUGAUAGGAUGGAAAGACAAAGAGAAGACAUUGUUGGUGGAUCCAGAUGAGAUAUCGUGCUUAAAGUUGAUAGAAGGGUUGAACGAGAAAGCAGACUCAGUAUACGAACUUUAUAAGCACCCAAAUCCAGCCCAUAAAAGUGGCUCGGUUUGGCAUGACAUUGUUAUGUCACCUACAAGAUUGAGUAUUCAGAAAGAGCUAAAGUAUUCAAUUCAGAAAAUUGAAAGCAGCAACAAGCAAUAA